AUGACUCCCACCAGUACAUCCCGGCCUCGCGAUUUCAUCGGCUACGGCGACAAUGCCCCAAAGUUCACCUGGCCCGGGGGCAAAAAAGUCGCAAUCAACUUCGCCAUCAACUACGAAGAAGGAACCGAGCGCAACCCCCUACUCGGCGACAGCUGUCGCGAUUCCCGCACAUGGGUCCGCAGCGCCCUCCCCGAAACCGAGCGAGACCUGAUGCAAGAAGCCGAGUACGAGUACGGCACGCGCGUGGGGAUCUGGCGCCUCCUCCGGAUCUUCAGGGAGUUUGACGCCCCCUACAGCGUGUUCCUCUCAUCGGAAGCACUGGCCGUGAACCCAGCGCUGGCCGAGCGGUUCCGAACCGAGAACUGCGACAUGGUCUCGCAUGGCACGCGCUCAAUCAGCCGCGUGGGCCUAAGCGAGGACGAAGAACGCUCCGAUCUCCGCCGCUGCAUGCAGCAGACCUUCAAACUCACGGGCAAGCGCAUCCACGGCGCGUUCCCUCGGCCCCCGAUCACGGAGAGCACACGGCGCAUCAUGGCGGAAGAAGGCCUGCUGUACGACAGCGCAACAACCAACGACGACCGACCGUAUUUCGCGGCCGUCGGUGGCCGCCCUAUGCUGGUGCUCCCCUACGCAGUCGACACCAACGACGCGCGGUUCUGGGGCGGCCAGUCCGGGCCCGGGUAUACGGGGUCGACGGAUUUCUUUGCGUACCUGAAAGACGCGUUCGAUGUGUUGCAUCGGGAUGCGGAGGUCAGUGGGAGUGCGACGAUGAUGUCGAUCGGCUUGCAUGCCAGGAUCAUGAGGGCAGGGCGGGUGGCGGCGCUGGUGAGGUUCUUGGAGUAUGUGAGGGGCGUUCCGGGGGCUUGGGUUGCGAAGAGGGAGGAUAUCGCGGGGCAUUUUGUUGGGUUGUUUGCGCCGGGGGAUGCGUGGAAUGUUGAUGCUCUGGAUGUGUGA
Aspergillus mulundensis is the source of this 954-nucleotide messenger RNA. RefSeq names its product putative polysaccharide deacetylase family protein. Gene Ontology annotation, molecular function: hydrolase activity, acting on carbon-nitrogen (but not peptide) bonds. The record is from RefSeq and is a predicted model, not a curated record. Gene Ontology annotation, biological process: carbohydrate metabolic process. The transcript has a single exon. Lineage: Eukaryota; Fungi; Ascomycota; Eurotiomycetes; Eurotiales; Aspergillaceae. Bases 1 to 954 code for a protein of 317 amino acids.